Ostrea edulis (European flat oyster) is the source of this 1071-nucleotide messenger RNA. Its product is annotated as acetylcholine receptor subunit beta-like. Lineage: Eukaryota; Metazoa; Mollusca; Bivalvia; Ostreida; Ostreidae. The transcript has a single exon. Bases 1 to 1071 code for a protein of 356 amino acids. Gene Ontology annotation, cellular component: synapse; neuron projection; membrane. Gene Ontology annotation, biological process: regulation of membrane potential; nervous system process; monoatomic ion transmembrane transport. Gene Ontology annotation, molecular function: transmembrane signaling receptor activity; extracellular ligand-gated monoatomic ion channel activity; neurotransmitter receptor activity. The record is from RefSeq and is a predicted model, not a curated record.
AUGAGAAUGAUUCUGGAUAACCUGGUAGGUAUCGAUGAACUCGCUGGAACUAUGCAAAUAACGGCAAAACUCCAGAUUAGUUGGGCUGACGAUAGAAUAACGUGGGAUCCAAAUAAUUUUAGCGGAAUUAAGAAAGCAUUGUUCCAAAAAGGAGACAUCUGGGUACCUGAUAUGUACGCCAUGUCAACUCUUUCCGAAAACUAUGGUUUUGGAACGGAUACAUUCAAAAUAAAGUACUCUCACAACGGAGUGGCCACCUGGGAGGUGUCUCAAAUGUUUUGGACUACUUGUAAAAUAGAUGUUGUAUAUUACCCCUUGGAUGAUCAAUCCUGCUUUUUUACCUUCACUCCCAAUGGGUACACCGCUGACGACGUUAAAAUUCAGGUUAGUGGUACAGGGGUAAUAAUGGACAAUUACAAAGGGAACAGUGUUUGGAAACUUAAAACUGCACGUGCUAGUGUUAUAAGCGCAUUGUCGUCGGAACCCGAUAUCUUCGUGAUUUCAGUGAUAUACGAGCGACGGUCUACCAUUUACAUUUUAACUGCCAUUGUUCCUGUGGCGCUGAUGGGAUUCGUUCAUCUUUUAGUAUUUGUUCUGCCAGACGACUCUGGAGAGCGUGUAGGGUUUUCUGUGACAAUUCUCCUAUCCUUAGCAGUUUACCAAAGCAUGCUGAGUGAUGCAUUACCAAAAGCAUCAGAGCCGGAGAUGCCUUUGUUGAGUGUGAAGAUUUUCGCGGAUCUCUUAAUCAGUUCUCUGAUUCAGGCUUGUGUCGUGGUCAGUCAGUACUUAUUCGUUAAGGAACAGAAGAAAGAAGAGCCACCCAUAGUCAUCAAAGGGUUUGUUUGGUGUCUCUUGUACAUGAAGAGGAAGCGGUCAGUGAAGCAUGAAGAUGAACGAGAAGAAGAUGAACCCGAAAAAGAGGGAACAUAUUGGAAAAUUCACACAAAGAAUACUGUAGACAUGUUCUUGUUCAGGAGAGUUUUUAACAUCACAUGUGGAUGUUUCUUUUUCCUUGCAGUAUUAGGAACGAACACGGUUUUAGUAUUCUUUCUUAUGGAGAAGACCAUUUAA